Molecule: messenger RNA, 2001 nt
Organism: Linum trigynum
Lineage: Eukaryota; Viridiplantae; Streptophyta; Magnoliopsida; Malpighiales; Linaceae
Source: the annotation of a GenBank genome assembly
AUGAAGUUCUACUUCAUGUUAGUAGGGUUGUUUCUGCUGUCCCAGUGCGUCCGGGAAAUCUCAGGACAAGCAAAAUCAAUGGAGUCCGUUCCCGAUCUCCAGAAUUCCAUGUACAGGGUCGUCGAUGGCGUCCCUUGCGUUCGCCUACUCAAUCUCUCUGGGGAAAUAGGCUGUGCAAAUCCUGGGAGAGACAAGGUUGUUGCUCCGGUUGUGAGAUAUCAGACUGGUCUUGAUUUGGCUCGUCCGUCUGCUAUUCUGGUUUCACUUGAUCGAAUGGGCGAACUUUUUGAUAGAAUAUCAAAGGAUCCAGGACUUUCCAAGAAUAUUGGUGGUAUUUUAGUUGAAUCUGGGACUGGUAUACCAAAUGAAUUUAAAGGAUUCUCUCCAGAUCGCAAGUUUCCACUGGCUGAAUUUUCCCCUUAUCAGAGCAUCAAUUACGAGUGGAACCCAAUAGGAACUGGUAUUUUGUGGAACACUUAUACUUUUCCAAUCUUCUUACUGACGAACGAUAGCACACCGAUCAUGAAGAAGAUUGCUAAGGAGAAUGAGAAGAAAACCGAAGGUCAUACCUCAAACAUGGCUGAAUUUGAUUUGGUGAUGCAGACGACAAAAUACGGCACACACAACUCAGAGUCUUGUUUGAAGGAGGGGACUUGCCUCCCAUUAGGGGGAUACAGUGUUUGGUCAUCGCUCCCACCAAUCCAUAUAUCAUCGUCAAAGCAAGUGAAGCCCACUAUAUUAACAGUGGCAUCUAUGGAUUCUGGAUCGCUCUUCCGUGAUAAAAACUUGGGUUCAGAAUCUCCUAUUUCUGGGCUGAUUGCAUUGCUUGCAGCAGUUGAUUCGCUUUCUCGUGUGGAUGCUUUAGGAGAACUUAGUAAACAGCUUGUUUUUGCAGUUUUUACUGGAGAAACAUGGGGAUAUCUUGGUAGCAGGCGAUUUUUGCUCGAACUUGAUUUGCAGUCAGAAGCUGUUAGGGGCCUUGAUAGCAAACUGAUUGAGAUGGUCAUUGAAAUCGGAUCAGUUGGAAGGGCCUUCAAUCAAGGGACCGAAACAUUCUUUGCUCAUACCACCGGGGUUUCAUCUGCAACAAAUGCAACUUUGAAUGCCUUGAAACGUGCUGAAGUUUCACUGGGGUCCCAGAAUAUUUCAGUCUCAUUGGCAAGCACAUCUAACCCUGGGAUACCGCCGUCAUCCUCUAUGGCAUUUGUGAAGAAGAACUCAUCAACUUCUGGGUUUGUAUUGGAAGAUUUUGAUGCUGCUUUCAGCAACAAGUUUUACCACAGUCAUCUUGAUGAUCCGUCUAACAUAAACUCAUCAUCCAUAGUGGCGGCUGCAUCUCUUGUCGCCCGCACACUUUACAUCCUUGUAAACGAGAACAAAAAUAUAAGGAGCUCUGUUCUAGAUUCCAUCAGUAUUAAUGCCUCUCUAGUCGAAGAGAUGCUGAGUUGUCUGCUACAGUGUGAUCCUGGUCUGUCUUGUGAGCUGGUGAAGAAGUACAUAACCCCAAGUGCAACUUGUCCUGUUCAUUAUGUCGGCGUGGUCCUUGGGGAGCCUUCCUCAACUCCAUACAUUGGAUACGUUAAUGAUGUCUCCAGGUUCGUAUGGAACUUUCUGGCUGAUAAAUCAUCUGCACUUGAGAAAAAUAGUAGAUCCGCCUGUUCACAGGACUGUAGCAACAAGGGUGAGGUGUGCAUUAAAGCAGAAACAAAAGGCAUCUGUGUUACUUCCACAACCAGGUACGUACCGGCCUAUUCAACCAGAUUGAAGUACGGUUCUGGAGUAUGGACAGUUCUGCCUCCAAAUUCAUCUGAUCCCAUGGCGAAGAUAGACCCUGUUUGGACAGAGAGCAACUGGGACAAUAUUGGCCUGAGGGUUUAUGAAGUUCAAGAAGCUAGUCUCGACAGGCUCAUUUUGCUUGCGGGUAUUGCUGCAACAGUGUUGGCUUACAUUGCCAUUGCAAUCGCAAAAACCUUCAUCACAAAGGCCCUGAAACGAGAUUGA